Molecule: messenger RNA, 894 nt
Organism: Cimex lectularius (bed bug)
Lineage: Eukaryota; Metazoa; Arthropoda; Insecta; Hemiptera; Cimicidae
Exons: 4
Coding region: 127-495 (122 amino acids)
Source: RefSeq, a predicted model, not a curated record
UUGCCAAUAUAUUUUUGUGUUUUAACGUGUCGUAAAUGUUCCCCGGGCGGAAGGCCAGCAUGUCUUUCGUACUCGGCCCCUUUUAUCAAUUUUAACAUUCACACGAAUAUAGAAAAGUGAGGAAAAAUGUCAAUGGAACACUUGUACUGGGACGACGGGCAGGAGAGCGAAGACGGAAGUUUUGUCGAAACGCUAAUCGAAGGGCGUCCAAAAUCCGACCAACGUCCAUACGUGCAAACCGACACCGAGGACUUUUCAGAAACAAUUUCGCCCCCUUUACUCUUCGCAGACACCAACGAGAACAACAACGUGUACGACAGCGAAUUAUUUAAAGAUAAAGAGGUCGUACCGUGGCCGUUGACGCCUCUCACAGCAUGUCACGCUUUGCCAGUCGCUCCACUAGGCUUUAACAACUUCGUAUUGCUCUGUGGAAACUGUGCUUGUUCUUUGGAUGGAAGAAUAGUCAGCCUACCCAGUGCUGAUCAUUUUUCAUGACUGAAAUUUCAUUUUUGGGAAUGUAAGCAGAAUUCUAUUAAAAAUCAUCAAAACCAAGAAAUUAUAUCAUGAUUGUGAUGUGUGUAAAUGUUGUCUCUGUUGAAUGUAAUUAUUUAAUGUUAUGUAUCUAAACUAUUUAUAUUUUUUUAUUAACAAUGAUUGUGAUAUUUUGCAGUUAUGUGUUUCAGAUUUUUUAUCCCGGCAAUUUUUUAUCUUUAACAUAAUAUUUACUGUAAAAUAACAUUUAUUUUACGUAUUGAAAGUGUUUUUUCAAAAUCAUUUUUUAAUUGUCACCAUUUUAAAACCAACAAGUCCCUAUGUAGAUUCAUUUUAUAAUUGUAUUUAUUGCAUGACUGCUAUUAUUAUUUUCAUACUUUUGCAAGUGAAACAUUGAAAUGA